Molecule: messenger RNA, 1241 nt
Organism: Colias croceus (clouded yellow)
Lineage: Eukaryota; Metazoa; Arthropoda; Insecta; Lepidoptera; Pieridae
Product: DNA repair protein XRCC3-like
Exons: 2
Coding region: 320-1234 (304 amino acids)
Biological process (GO): telomere maintenance via recombination; t-circle formation; resolution of mitotic recombination intermediates
Cellular component (GO): replication fork; Rad51C-XRCC3 complex
Molecular function (GO): ATP hydrolysis activity; ATP-dependent DNA damage sensor activity; ATP binding
Source: RefSeq, a predicted model, not a curated record
AGUUAGUAUUUGUUUUUGUUUAGAUGGUCUAUUAUAAAUUCAUACUGUUCCUACCAGGCAAGUUGUUUGGGCAUAUUACUAAACUGCAAACUUCUGAAGAAUGAAGAUUAGAAACAGUUUUAUUUUGUGUAAUGUUUAUUGCUUGAAGAGUGAAGUUUACUUUGAAAAAAAAAUGUCUAGAUAUUUAUAAAAACAGUUGAUGCACUUUUUAAAAUAGGGUCAUAGAACUUGUAAAAUGUAACUGUGUACCUAAUUAUAAUAUUUAGAACAACGUAGUUACCUUGUUGUUUUAAGUAUUGGAAUAAAUACACGAAAAAGUAUGGAAGGUCUCAAGAGGAUUUUGCCAGCAAAAAUAUAUGAAAUGCUUGAAAGAGCUGGUAUUUGUACACCGAAAGAAAUAGUUACCCUAUCAAUGUGGGAUUUAAAAAAAGCAACAAAUAUGACAGACCAAGAUAUUAAUUUAAUGAAAAUUAUAACAGCAAAUCACAUACGUCCAUCAGUUCUAAGUGCGGAAGAAUUAGAAAGUGAAAAUUAUGUUUUAUCAGGUUGCCCUAAUUUUGAUAAAAUUUUGAAGGGUGGAUUUAAAAAAGGCACUCUCACUGAAUUAUAUGGGGAAAGUGGUUCAGGGAAAACCCAACUAGCAAUGCAAGUUGCUGCUCAGUGUGGGAUGGAUGGAAGCGUUUACAUUUGCACCGAAGACAUAUUUCCUGUUAAAAGAUUUAAUAAAAUUAGCGAAAGCGUUCAUGGCAAUAUUAUAAGCUAUGAAUGUCGACAAAAUAUGUAUAUUGAACAUUUAACAGAAGGACAAGAUCUUUUAUCGUGUAUUCGAGUUCGUUUACCGAAAUUGUUGGGUAAUAAGCGAGUAUCAUCUAUUAUUAUAGACUCGAUUGCUGCACCUUUUCGAUGUGACAAUUCAAAUUAUGUUCAACGAGCAGAAGAUCUUAGAGAACUGGCGAUCUCAUUACUAAGUAUCGCUCAAAAGUUUAAUUGUGCCGUUAUUUGUGUAAAUCAGGUCUCAUCGACCUUUGACGAAACUGAUGAUGUGCUACCUUCCCUCGGGUUAGCGUGGUCAAACAUGAUAACAUACAGGAUGCUAUUAAAAAGAACAAAUAAAGUUAUAUAUUUUCAAGACUCCAAUACUAAUGUUAGAGAAUUAACAAUAGUGUUUAGUCCCUGCUUACCAAAUAAAAUAUCCGAGUUUAUUAUAACAGCAAAUGGAAUAAAAUUCUUAUAAUUAGUAA